Messenger RNA from Purpureocillium takamizusanense, 1010 nucleotides. RefSeq lists its product as uncharacterized. The transcript has a single exon. Lineage: Eukaryota; Fungi; Ascomycota; Sordariomycetes; Hypocreales; Ophiocordycipitaceae. The coding region runs from base 200 to 820 and encodes 206 amino acids. The record is from RefSeq and is a predicted model, not a curated record.
CUCAUCUCAGCCGGCAAUUACCGCGGUUGAGUGCUUCAUUUUCAGUACGCUAUACGCGUCACUCGUUGCAAUUCGAUCUUCUGCCUCAUUUCAAUCCUUGAGACCGUCCACAAUUGCGCUCGAUUUGCACUCUGCGCUCUGGCUUGCACCUGGUCCAACACUUUUCUUGUCGUUGUCACGUAGCGCUGACAAACGAAACAUGUCGCUCGAGCCAGAUCCGCGCAACCAAGGCGGUCCUGCACCGCCCGCGUUCAGCUUCACCUUUGAUCCGUCCCUGGCUCUGUACAACGUACCACUGCAGACAUAUCUCGACUCGCACCCCGAGUUCGACGCCAUUGCCGCCGGGGCUCUCGUCUUUUCCCGCGACCCAGCCACCGGCGCUCGCCGCAUCCUUCUUCUGCAGCGUGCAGCCCACGACUCCAUGCCGCUGCGAUGGGAGAUUCCGGGCGGCGCCUGCGACCACGACGACCCCUCACUUCUACAUGGACUCGCGCGCGAGCUAUGGGAAGAGAGCCGCGUUGUGUUGCGCCAUGUCUCCAGGCUGGUGACUCUGGGCUCUGGCGCGCGUGAACUGGGCAAGGGCUCUCAAGAUGGUGCCGUCUUCUUCUCGCGCCGAGGUCUGCGCAUCAUCAAGUAUUCUUUCUUGGUAGAGGCUGAGGAGCCUGUAGAGAUCGUGUUGGAUCCGAACGAACAUGCGCAGUUCCUAUGGGCGACGGAGGAAGAGGUCCGCGCGGGCAAGGUCGGCGACGUGAAGCUUACCAUGACAACGGAUCAGCAAGCAGCCACCAUUCGGGAAGCUUUUCGGCUUGCUACUCAAUAGCGCUCGGCAACGCAAAUUUUCGACAACCUUGAGCUUCAAGAAGCCGUUCGAUUAGCAUGGCCGUUCAGACAUCCAAGUCUUGAAUUAAGAUACUUCGAACAAACUCAUAUAGAACACAUUUACGGCCCAAUCCUCUUGAGCUCCUUGUCUUUGCCCGCCGCCAGCAACUUCAACACCACCUUACCCUCCC